UCUCUCCCUGAGUGAGUGUUCCAGGCAAGUGUUCCACGCCAGUUUCCUCCAUGGUUCUGAAUAUCCCAGGCGUGGCUGCCAUGGCAUUUUUCUACCUGCUGGUGCUUGGGACUGGACUGUGGGCGGCACGGAAGUCCCGGGCCAUGGAGAAGAACAGCGCAGGAGAUAAAAUGGAGAUGGCCUUGCUGGGGGACAGGAAUAUCGGCCUGCUUGUGGGAAUAUUCACCAUGACCGCUACAUGGGUUGGAGGAGGCUUCAUCAUAGGGAUAGCAGAGGUGGUGUAUAACCCAACCCUAGGCCUGGUCUGGGCUUUCAUGCCUCUACAGAGCUCCGUAUCCUUCAUCAUCGGUGGGAUAUUCUUUGCAAAGCCGAUGAGGGAAAAGAAGUACGUCACCAUGAUGGAUCCGUUCCAGAUCAAGUACGGCCAUGCGCUGAGCGGCGCGCUGGUACUUCCUGCCCUUGUCAUGGAUGCACUGUGGGUCGCUUGCACACUCGUCGGACUGGGGGGCACUAUGAGUGUGAUCCUGGACAUGCCUUACACCUACUCAGUGUGGAUCUCAGCAGCAGUGGCCAUCGUGUACACUUUACUAGGAGGUCUCUACUCAGUAGCCUACACUGACGUCAUUCAGCUCACCCUCGUCUUCUUCAGUCUGUGGCUGUGUGUUCCCUUCCUUAUGGUCAACCCAGUGGCCGAUGACAUCACGAAGACGUCCUUCAACCACACCUACCAGGCACCCUGGGUGGGAAUCAUAGAGAAAGGGAAGGUUUUGAAGUGGAUCGAUGACUUUUUAGUGGUGGCUCUGGGCAGCUUGUCCUUCCAGUGUUUCCAUCAGAGGACGCUGUCUGCCUCCUCGUCCUUCAAAGCCCAGGUCACCUGCUUUGCGGCCGCAGCCGUGGUCCUCGUGUUGGGGAUCCCCUCCGUUCUGGUCGGGGCUGUGGCCGCGUCAACAGACUGGAACCGUACAUCGUACGGGUCCCUAUCUCCUUACGAGCGCGGCGAGACGGGAUUGGUCCUACCCAUCACCCUGCAGCACUUAACCCCGCCCUACAUCUCCAUUAUCGGCAUCGGGUGCAUUGCGGCUGCUGUGAUGUCAUCGGUGGACUCCGGCCUCCUGAGCGCCGCCUCCUUGUUCUCCUCCAACAUCUACAAGAACGUCUUCCGGCAGACGGCCUCUGACAGGGAGAUGCAGUGGGUGAUCCGGGUGUCGGUGGUAGUGGUGGGGCUGUGUGGCACCGCUCUCACCCUCUUCAACAACAGCACCAUUACUCUCUGGGUCCUGGCGGCUGAUCUCUCCUACACCAUCAUCUUCCCACAGCUUGUGUGCGUCCUCUUUUUCCAGGUCUCCAAUGGCUACGGGGCGGUCAUGGGUUACCUCGUGGGGGGAGUGACGAGAAUGCUCUGUGGGGAGCCCACCUUCAACAUGCCCCCUGUCCUCCAUUUUCCGGGAUGUAGAUUGACGGACGGAGUCUACGUCCAGCACUCACCCAUCAAGACUAUAUGCAUGCUCCUGGCCCUGGUGGCCAUUUUGUCUUUCUCCUGGCUGGCUCAGCUUGUGUUCGUCAAGGGCUGGCUGCCUGAGAGGUGGGAUGUGUUCAAGGUGAAGUCCCAGGCGGUGCCACUGGGUGGCGCUACAGAACUCAAAGAGAAAGAGGAGAACAAUGGGCUCUCUGAGCCAAUGCUUGACACCACCAAGUGUUAAGUUUUUUUCUUUCUUUUUUUUUGGCAGAGGAUGAAGUAUACUAUUAUCUAUUGGGUGUAUCUGAAAUGUAUUUCUUGGAAGCUGAAUGACGAUGAUGUAGACAUAAAUCUUCAAAAACCCAUCAGUGACUUAACGUGCACAGAAUUAGUUCCAUUAACGUGAAAAGGGAUGGGCUCUCAUCCAUCAUAUAUCAACCGCUUUACAG
Molecule: messenger RNA, 1905 nt
Organism: Esox lucius (northern pike)
Lineage: Eukaryota; Metazoa; Chordata; Actinopteri; Esociformes; Esocidae
Product: high-affinity choline transporter 1
Exons: 9
Coding region: 51-1700 (549 amino acids)
Biological process (GO): choline transport; transmembrane transport; acetylcholine biosynthetic process
Cellular component (GO): plasma membrane
Molecular function (GO): choline:sodium symporter activity
Source: RefSeq, a predicted model, not a curated record